Molecule: messenger RNA, 659 nt
Organism: Zychaea mexicana
Lineage: Eukaryota; Fungi; Mucoromycota; Mucoromycetes; Mucorales; Lichtheimiaceae
Exons: 2
Coding region: 142-378 (78 amino acids)
Source: RefSeq, a predicted model, not a curated record
CGACGAAUGGCGUGUGGUUCACGUGACGCUCCUUUGCUGUAUAAAUAGCACUUUGCAGGUUCCAAGUUCUCCCCUCUUUUCUCCUUUUUCUUUUUCCAAAAGUUCUUUGUCCGAUCCACAAAAAAAACACAACCUUGAACAAUGGAUAAGGGCCAGCAGCAGUACCAAUACCCACCUCCACCAAACCCAAGCUACUAUCCUCCUCCACAGAACCAGAGCUAUUACCCACAACAGCAGCAACAGUACUACCAACCACAGCCACCUCCCCAACAGGUCUAUGUUCAACAACCACAACAGGAUCGUGGUGGUGCUGAUGGAUUGUGUAUGGGCUGUUUGGCCGCAUGCUGUCUCUGCUGUACCUUGGAUGCAUUGUGCUAAACAAUAAGAAACAAGCUCGUUAUUCUAUGCUAUACUAUACUUUAGUUCUCUUCUCAGACUUUUCUGUACCAUUACAUCCUAUACAUAUACUUACACACUACCAUUACAUUCUCCCUUUUUCUCUCUAUGAUCUUGUCGUGCCCUAUUUAAUAACUAAAGCUUAAAGUACAUGGUAAACCACUUGGUCAAAGCGGUCGUAAUUUGCCAAAAGUAAACAGCAUGUAGCACAAAAAUAAGAAGUGGGGAGCGCAUUGAGCUCUCUUUUUUUUUUCCCUUCCGUG